AUGGCCAAGACUUCCGAACGACGCUCCAAGCCCAUCGCCCUGCUGGGCAGCGCAGGUCUCUGCCUCGUGCUUCUCUGCCUGUGCGCCUUCAGCACCAACGCUGACGCUGCCUCCGUGGCCAGAUCGUUGAUCGGCCUGGAGAAAGCUGCUAGCCGCCUCAUGCCGCGUGCUGUCACCUCUUCGUACGCCUACCAGCGCAUGAUUGCCAACAUCGGAGGCGCUUCGUCCACCGCUGGAGGCAACCAAGUACCAAACGUGCUCACCGGUAGCGUCAUCGCAUCGCCUUCCACGGCCACGCCAAACUACUUCUACUCUUGGAUCCGGGACGCUGCCCUCACCGCAAAGAUAGUGGUGUCCCAGCCAACCCUGGACCGCACGCUGAUGACCAACUAUGCCAACGCCGAGAAGGUCCACCAGCAGAACGCUGCGAGCUCGAGCUCUAGUCAGGGAGAGCCCAAGUUCAAUGUUGACGGCGCCCUCUUCACUGGCCCGUGGGGUAGGCCUCAGAAUGACGGCCCCGCCCUGCGCGCCUCCACCUUGAUGGCUUUCGCCAAAAGGAUUGGACUCAAUGACGCUUUCACGACCGGAACACUAUACAAGAGCGACCUGAGUGCCGGUAGCCUAAUCAAGACGGAUCUCGAGUUCGUUUCGCACAACUGGCAAGCCUCGAGCUUCGAUUUGUGGGAAGAAGUUCAGGGCAGUCACUUCUUCACGUUGAUCGUGCAGUAUCGAAGUCUUAUUGACGGUGCCAAGUUCGCUGGUGCAAUGAACGAUCCUGGCGCUGCGUCCUACUACAAUCAGCAAGCCGCGGCCAUCCUGUCAAAGCUCCAGAGCUUCUGGGACUCGUCCAAUGGCUUCAUUCAGGCCUAUCAGGGUGUCUCCGGGCGUAACGGCAUCGAUUGCUCCGUCAUGCUUGGCGCGCUGAAGGGUUGGGACACGACGGAUAAUGCUGCCGCAGUCAACGCAACCGUGUUUGGUGUUGCCUCGGACAAAGUGCUGGCAACGCACAAGAAGUAUGUCGAUUCCUUCCGCUCACUGUACGCGAUCAACAACAACGCGGCUGCUCCCAACGCUGUAGGCGUAGGCCGCUACCCAUCGGACGUGUACGACGGCGACGGAACCUCGCAGGGCAACCCGUGGUACAUCUGCACGCUCGCCGCUGCGGAGGUGCUCAACACGGCUGUCUCGGUCGCCAAUGCACGCGGCAGUCUCUCGGUCACUUCGACCUCGCUGCCCUUCUUCCAGCAAUUCUCCUCCUCCACCUCCACUGGAACGUACAGCUCCAGCUCGAACCAAUUCAGCACGCUGACAAGCGGAAUGAAGGCGAUGGCAAAUGGCUUUGUCAACAUCGUCAACUCGCACGCUUGGCAAAACGGCUCGCUCAACGAGGAGUUCAACCGCAACAAUGGCUUCAACCAAGGAGCUCGCGAUCUAACUUGGAGCUAUGCUGCAUUCGUCUCGAACGACCUUGCUUCCCAAGGCAAGUAUCUCGCCAACUGA
Molecule: messenger RNA, 1500 nt
Organism: Kalmanozyma brasiliensis GHG001
Lineage: Eukaryota; Fungi; Basidiomycota; Ustilaginomycetes; Ustilaginales
Product: Glycoside hydrolase family 15
Exons: 1
Coding region: 1-1500 (499 amino acids)
Biological process (GO): polysaccharide metabolic process
Cellular component (GO): fungal-type vacuole
Molecular function (GO): glucan 1,4-alpha-glucosidase activity
Source: RefSeq, a predicted model, not a curated record